UAAUAUAUAUUAUAAUAUAUAUUAUAAUAGUAUUAUAAUAGUAUAGUAUAUAAUAUAUAUAUAACAUCACACAAUAUGGCAGAAGACCAGAGGCGGCUCCUUGAACAACUUAUGGGAAAGGAUGCUAUGAUAAAUCCCAUAGCCAGUCGAAGAGAACCAGAUAUGUCAAGUCCUCGAGUUUGUAAAAGUUUCCUAGUAGGAACAUGUCCACAUGAUUUAUUUGUAGCUACAAAACAAGAUUUAGGUAAAUGUCCAAGAUUACAUCUUCAAAAGCAUAAAUUAGAAUAUGAAUAUCGAACUAAAAAAUUAGGAGAAACAUUUCCUGAAUUUGAAUAUGAAUAUUUUAAUCAUAUUAAAGAAUAUAUUAAUAAAUUAGAUAGAAUAAUUAAUGAUGCACAACAAAGAUUAACUCAAACAAGUCCUGAAGAAAAAUCUAAAAUUGAAAAUAUAACUAAAGAAUUAGAUAAUUUAGAUACUAAAAUUGGAUUAAUGACUCAAGAAAUUGAUUGUUUAAUUAAAGAAAAUGAAAUUCAAAAAUCCUUAUAUGAAACUAUAAAACUUAAUGAAUUAUGUAAAGAACGAGAGAAAUUAGCUGAAAAUGCUAGAAAUUUAGCUGAAAAUGUUGGUCAAACUUCUCAACAAAAACUUCAAGUAUGUGAAGGUUGUGGAGCUUAUUUAUCAAGACUUGAUAGUGAUAGAAGAUUAGCUGAUCAUUUUGUUGGUAAAACUCAUAUGGGUUAUGUACAAAUGAGACAAGCAUAUGAUGAAUUAAAGCAUAAAAUGAAGAAGCUGAAGUAUAAUGGAACAACUUAUAAACCAAAGAAAUCGAUGGUAGCAUACUAAUGAUAAUAAUAAUAUUUAACAUGUAUAUACAAGUUUGCAUAUAGACGGAAUACAGAAUAUAUAUACUAUAUA
Molecule: messenger RNA, 915 nt
Organism: Scheffersomyces amazonensis
Lineage: Eukaryota; Fungi; Ascomycota; Pichiomycetes; Serinales; Debaryomycetaceae
Gene: EXM2
Product: Exm2p
Exons: 1
Coding region: 76-843 (255 amino acids)
Biological process (GO): mRNA splice site recognition
Cellular component (GO): U2-type prespliceosome; U1 snRNP
Molecular function (GO): mRNA binding
Source: RefSeq, a predicted model, not a curated record